AAGCAGUGAAUCGGAAAAAGCACGGUUCCUUCAACUCAUGAUGCAUUUCUUUCUCAAAUGUGAUUGUAAUAGGAUUCCGAGUGGGCGCUGCAAUCCAGUUUGCUUUCCGCUUUGCUUUCUCUAGCUUUGAAUCGGGUGAACUCCUACCUCCGAUACAUAAAGCUUGAAGAGGCGCCAGAGUCAUACGGGAUUGAAACACAAUGGCGGCAGCAUCACUGACAGCUUCUGUUCAAAGUGCGUCCAAGUUGUCCACCGGGUGCAGGAGUCAGACAGCUCGAACCCCUUUGGACAAUGUCUCAUCUGCAUACGUGGGCGCAAGGCUGCCACGCAGCAUUACACGGGGUGCGAGGAGACGAAGCGUAGCCCGACAAGGUGCCGCGGUCGCCGAGCUGCGGUCCAUCAAUGCGAGCGAGGUGCCCGCGUUGAUCGCGGAGGGUUAUAAGGUGAUUGACGUACGGGACGAGAAGCAGUACGAGAAGGCGCACAUCAAGAACAGCGAGCACGUACCGCUGUUCGUUGAGAACACGGCCAUGGACCCCAGCACACUGGUCCUGCGGUUGCUGCAUAACAACUACGUGGGUCUGCUCUACGGAAACGCGUUUACCAAGCCCAACCCCGACUUCAACAGCAAAAUCUCGCAGUACCCCAAGGACCAAAAGCUACUCCUUGUCUGCCAGGAGGGCCUUAGGUCCGGUCAGGCUGCGGACGAUCUAGAAGACAAGGGUUGGGCGGAGGUGGCUUUCAUUGCAAAGGGCCUCAACGACAUCAAGCCGGGUGUCGUGGAGAAGGCGGGGCCGCGGGAGCUGAAGGACGCAGGCAAGGGCGGCAUCUCGCAGUACCAACAGCCCGUCAGCAUCGUCGUGGGCUCCAUUUUGAUCAAUAGCUUUGCGAGAUUGGUCACUCGUCCUCAACGAGUGAUCAGCUUUGAUUGCGGUGCUCCAGUUCUUCCCAGAGCAGGCCGCCCCUUACGUGCAGCAGAUCUUCCAGAACGCCGCUUAGAGAGGACGGGUUGA
Messenger RNA from Klebsormidium nitens, 1013 nucleotides. NCBI's taxonomy places the organism in Eukaryota, Viridiplantae, Streptophyta, Klebsormidiophyceae, Klebsormidiales, Klebsormidiaceae. The record is from the annotation of a GenBank genome assembly.